AAAAAUAAAAAACUUUUGACCCUUAACUUGUUCUAGAAGUCCAUAAAGCCUGUUGACCCAUGACCUCUUCCAAAUGUUCCUUCCUCCUAUCUUUCCUUUCCUUUCCUUUCCUUUCACUUUGCCUUGUCCGUGUGGUGCACUGAUUUUACAAAAUACCGAAUCCCAAACCAAACCAGAGAACUCCAGAUUCUCACGCCUAUUUCUUUCUUUCUUUCUUUCUUUCUUUCAAUUUCAACUUUUUUUUUUAAAUUUUAUUUUAAUCUAUAUUUUAAUCUAUAUAUUCACACCUACGUACCCCUAUUAUUUCCUACCCCUCUUUUGUACCUAUUUGUACAAAGACAACAGGCUAGUUUUAACUCCCAUCUUUCUUCGGUUGUGUCUUUACAGUUUCCUGUCAGGUCCUGCUACUAUGACGUCUGGAAUAUGUUCACAGGGUUUGGUCUUAGCUACAGCCAUGGUUGUUUCCAGCACUUUGAUUUUCCUUACUUUUUCCAGGCAAAAAGCUUUGCCUCCUCCUAAACAAACCCUUCGUUCUUGCUUGUCUUCAGAGGGAAAGAAAAGGGAUAAAAAGAAGAAGAAAGUGAAGUUUGCUGAGAAUGUGAAGGAAACAAGCGGCAAUGGAGAAGAGUAUAGAAAAGAGCAACAGAAGAAGUUAAUUGCGGCAACAGUAACAGCAGGAACAUCAACAAAAGUUGAUAGAUUUUGCAGAAAUGAAAUGCCGGCAAAUAGGGUUGCUUUGUACAAUGGAAUUCUCAGGGACCGUGUUCAUAGAACGGAGUGUUCAUAUUGAUUACUGCGCUGUCAAGUCCAAGCUUGAUUCCCUCUUAUCUUUGUUUUUUCACUCACUUUUCCUUUUACCUUUUGCAGACACUGAAAUUGUGGGCUUUUGUUUUUCUUUUACCCCUUUGUUUAAAUUGUAAAUAAUAAAAAUUUGUCCAAAUUAUGGGUCUUUAGUGAGAAUUUUAGGCAAAGGUUGUAAAUUUCAGCCUUCUGAUUUUAGCUUUUCUUCAUUAUUACAUUGCUAUGUUCUUGACAAGAAAAUUUGCGAUUGAAAUCAGAAAUUUCUGGGAAGGGGUCCAAUAACAUGGUCAUAUUCGCUUUUAAUUCAAUUUGGCUGAAAUGAAAAAAUCGUCAAACUUUAUGCUGCAGCUGGUUACGGUCAAAAAAUUUUGUGAUUUUAAUAUAUGG
Messenger RNA from Durio zibethinus, 1188 nucleotides. RefSeq names its product cytochrome P450 family protein. The record is from RefSeq and is a predicted model, not a curated record. NCBI's taxonomy places the organism in Eukaryota, Viridiplantae, Streptophyta, Magnoliopsida, Malvales, Malvaceae.